CAGAACCUGUCUGAAAUAGUCAGGCCUUACAUGGCAACCAGAAAACAAUUAGAUAAAUACUAGGAGCGGCAACAUCUAGAGAGCCAGAAAAAGGAAAGACAAGAGAAGGAACAGGUCUACAUUUGGCCCCUCUUCCCAGCCUCUUUUCCUCUCAGGAAACACAUCCUGUUGCUGGCCGAGUGUGGUGGCCAACGUGUUUGUUGCACACAAGAGAGAGGACUUCAAGUGAACACCCCCACCCCCACCACCCCUCGAGCUGCAGACAAAAGAGUACACAACAGUGACGUCCAAGAGGGGGUCUUUCUGGACAUUUGAGUCGCACCAAAACCUUGGCCCAUUUAAAGCGAACAUGAAGAAGGGAGCUGUCCGAUUAUGACACAGACGUCUCUCAGCCAUAUGCAAGUGUACAACUCUGACCAAAAAGGAUUUACAGCCAGGCUGUGAGGGAAAGAGCAGCAGGGGAAGGUAGGUCAGGCGGAGGAGAGACUCCUAGCAACACUGUAAAGAGAACCUAUCCUUUUUUUGCAACUUUACUCUGCAUACAGACAGCAUAUUAUACGUGAAGCAGUGUGCGUAGAUCAGACCGGAGGAUCAAAAUCAAAGAGUCAAGCUGCAGCAAGAAGGAGCUAGUGGAAUGGACCUCUGUUGGCUCGAUCCCAGCAUACCCACAGUGCUGUCAGAAGAGGAGGGCUGAGGAUCUGCUGCAACCAAAUCACGAAUGAGGAUGAAUGGAGAUGUUCUUUAGCUAAAGAUCAAGACAACUGCCUUCCUAUUGUCCAUUUGUGUGACACAAGUAAUCAGCUGGAGCAGGAGGCUGCACCACCCCUGGUGGUGGUGGAGGCAGCGGAGGAGGAGGUUGCUGCCCCGGAGGAGAGACAAGGGAGCAGGCAGGACACUGAAGAAGAACAGGGGUUGGAACGAGAGGGAGAGGGAGGGGGAGGAGAGGUGGCGGGCAGGGGGUGUCACAUGGCCGUACAGAGGCUAGUGGUGGCGGCAGUAGCAGUUGCCCUGCUGUCUCUGGUUCUGAACAAUGUUGCAGCCUUCACCCCCAGCUGGGUCCUGCAGGCCCUGGAAGAUGGACGCAAGAGGAGUGUGGGACUGUGGAAGAUGUGCCCCACCGGAGCAGAGAAGGGUCGGGAUGACCUCCAGGCUGGCAGAAGGGGGCAGGGGGCACAGAGGCAGUGUGAAAGUCUGGGAUGGGGCUCUGAGUAUGCUGGCUAUCAAGAAUCCCGCAGCUCUGUUAAAUUGCAGUUUGACAUGAUGCGGGCAUGCAACUUGAUGGCGACCGUGGCCCUGACUGCUGGUCAACUGAUCUUCCUCCUCGGCCUGAUGGAGCUACCAUUAAUCACGCGAGAAUCCCAGUGGUGGGAGGAGGCCAUUGCUGCACUUUUCCAGCUAGCCAGUUUUGUGCUGGUGAUUGGACUUGUGACCUUCUACAGGAUCGGCCCUUACACACACCUGUCCUACUCCUGCUUCAUGGACAUAGCUGCUUGCCUUCUAGCUACCAUGUCAGCAGCCAUGCUCAUCUGGAACAUUUUACACCGCCGUGAUGACUGCCUGGCACCACGGGUCAUCAUCAUCAGUCGCUCGCUGGCAUCCCCUUUCCACCCACGCCUGGACAAUGACUAUGUGGACUCGCCAUGUUAAGCAAAGCAACAGCUCAGCAACUACUCGGGCUUUUAUUAAUCCUGUUGACUCACACAAGACAUGAAGUGUCAGAUGGGUCAGGCCUUUAUCUACCUGCCAAAUGCUCACUUUCAUAAUCUACAACUAUGUCAGAAUUCUAUUGCUACAUGUCACCAAGUAAAUAUUUCCAAUAGAGAUGUCAUUGGUGGCUAAAUACUUCACUAGUUUGGACCAGGACACACUCUUGUGCUUAACAUCCUCCCCAAACAGAAGAUCAAGCUGGAUCUUGACCUUAAAUGUUAUAUGUGCACUUAUUCAAAAGUUCUACUAUAAAAUUGGAAUUAUGACAGAUGUUGAAAACAAAACAGAAUACCUCAUGUUUUUCCUCCCAUCAGUUUGAAGCAUACAAAAAUGUAAUAUUGAUAUAUCUUUAGAUGGUAAACUAAUUAAAACAUCAUAGUCAGUCAACUUAGCAAAGUUUCUUAAUGGGUAACUGCAAUAUCAUUUUAUUGUGUCUGCAUAGAGGAAAAGGCGGAUACCGAAAUACACAAAUACUUUUCUGCAACCCACUUAGAAGUCAGCUUGUUUGUGGUACAUUCCGUAUGCUAAUUUAAUAUCAGUUAUCUGCAUUCAAAUACAGUGUUAUCAUUAAGGUGUAGUAAUAUUUAGAUUAUUAUAAAGAGCCCCUGUGGGUCCUACACUUUUCUAAAUAUAGAUAAAUUAUAAAUUCAAUAAACUGAUAAAGAAAAAAUACAGAACUUCUUACGAGCAUUUGUCAAUGUUAUCUUUUGUUUGUACAUUAUACAGUAUUUUUAUUUUCUAUGGCUGUUGGAAAGAGUGGCGGGAUAGCAAAAAGACAGUAAGUGAGAGAUAACACAGCACUAUGUCACCAAAAGUCAGGGACAACAUGAAUUCCAGGAAAUGGCGCAAAUGGCUGGAAUGCCUGGAAUACAAUUCCAGCCUCUAUCUGAUACCUCUGCAUCAUUCUCAGCAUUUUAGACUGGCAUUUAAACACACAUGUUAAGUCUCAGUGGACGUGCAUUUAUAUGAAUAAGACAAUUUAUGUCAUGCUAAAAAAAUCCAAAGGUUUUCUUAUACUGUAGGUCAGGGGUCACCAACGUUUUUUCUUGUGAGAGCUACUUUUACAAAAUGAAAAUGGCCAUGAGUUACUCAUUUUUGUAGAAAUGAUUUUCAUACCUUUUUUCAACCCAAACAAAUCAAAUAUGCUUGUUUUACCAAAACAUUCACAAAAUGCUGGUAUCCACAACUCACAUUUUAUGUUUCAGAAUACAUUUCUUUCUAGUGUUCUCACAUUAUUAACUGAAAACCUGAAUGAAAAGCGGGCUCGCGGGCACCUCAUGUGGUCGUGGGGGGCUACCUGGUGCCCGCGGGCACUGUGUGGUGAUCCCUGCUGUAGGUAUUUUCCAACUGUGUUGGAAACUGUUCAUUAAUUUAUACAAAUAUUUAGCCUUUCCAUAUGAAUAAUGAUGCACUAAAUUAGUAGGAAAAACACAUUAUUACCUGCAAAAGCAUUAUUUCAGCACAUUACAGUGAAACCUGCCAAAUCAAACACAAUGACGAUUGUUUUAAAAUAUUUUUUCAAUAGGAAAUAAUGUAAGGCUAAUUCAUUUGUUCUUGGCUCAAACUGUCGCUGUCAUAAAAUCUUUAUUAACUACAGUGGCAUAUAAAAAGUAUUUGCCUACUUCCUGAUUAUUUUUUUGCAUGUUUGUCACAAUUAAAUGUUUCAGAUCAUCAGAUAAAUUAAAAUAUUAGUCAAUGACAACACAACUGAACACAAAUUGCAGUUUUUAAAUGAAAGCUAUUAUUAAGGGGAAAAAAGUCCAAACCUACAGGGUCGUGUGUGAAAAAGUGAUUGCCCCUUAACCCUAAAAACUGGUUGGGCUACUCUUAGCAGCAGCAACUGCAAUCAAGCGAUAACUUACAAUGAGUCUCUUUCAGCGCUGUGGGGGGAAUUCUGGCCCACUCAUCUUUGCAGAAUUGUUGCAAUUCAGCCACAUUGGAGGGUUUUUGAGCCAGAACGGCCUUUUUAAGGUCAUGCUACAGCAUCUCAAUAGGAUUUAGGUUAGGACUUUGACUAGGCCACUCCAAAGUCUUCAUUUUGUUUUUCUUCAGUCAUUCAGAGGUGGACUUGCUGGUGUGUUUUGGAUCAUUGUCCUGCUGCAAAAUCCAAGUUUGUUUCAGCUUGAGGUCACGAUGGCCCGACAUUCACCUUCAGGAUAUUUUUCGUAGACAGCAGAAUUCAUGGUUCCAUUUAUUGCAGCAAGUCAUCCAGGUCCUGAAGCAGCAAAAUAGCCCCAGACCAUCACAAUACCACCACCAUAUUUUACUGUUGGUAUGGCGUUCAUUUUCUGAAAUGCAGGGUUGGUUUUACACCAGAUGUAAUAGGACACACAGCUUCCAAAAAGUUAAACUUUUGUCUCAUUAGAUUAUUAUCAGAGUAUUUUCCCAAAGGUCUUGGGGAUCAUCAAGAUGUUUUCUGGAAAAACUGAGACAAGCCUUAAUGUUCUUUUUGUUCAGCAGCGGUUUUCGUAUUGGAACUCAGUGUCUUUCUUAUGGUGGAGUCAUAAACACUGAGGCAAGUGAGGCCUGCAGUUCUUUGGAUGUUGUUGUGGGGUCUUUUGUGACCACUGGGAUGAGUCGUCGCUGCUCUCUUGAGGUAAUUUUGGUUGUUUGGCCACUCCUGGGAAGGUUCACCACUAUUCCAUGUCUUCAUCAUUUGUGGAUAAUGGUUCUUACUGUGGUUCGCUGGAGUCCCAAAGCUUUAGAAAUGUCUUUAUAACCUUCUCCAGACUGAUGCAUCUCCAUUUCUUUCAUUCUCAUUUGUUCCUGAAUUUCUUUAGAUCUCAGCAUGAUGUCUAGCUUUUGAACAUCUUUUGGUUUACUUCACUUUGUCAGGCAGGUCCUAUUUUAGUGAUUUCUUAAGUGAGAACAAGUGUGGUAGUAACCAGGCUUGGGUGUAAGGUGUGAUAAAACACAGUGAAGUUAUGUUUUAACAGGGGGGGCAAUGACAUUUUCGCACAGGGCCAUUUGGGUUUGAAUUUUUU
Molecule: messenger RNA, 4691 nt
Organism: Dunckerocampus dactyliophorus (ringed pipefish)
Lineage: Eukaryota; Metazoa; Chordata; Actinopteri; Syngnathiformes; Syngnathidae
Gene: tmem204
Product: transmembrane protein 204
Exons: 3
Coding region: 967-1647 (226 amino acids)
Source: RefSeq, a predicted model, not a curated record